Vittaforma corneae ATCC 50505 is the source of this 1365-nucleotide messenger RNA. RefSeq lists its product as uncharacterized. The transcript has a single exon. Lineage: Eukaryota; Fungi; Microsporidia; Nosematidae. Gene Ontology annotation, molecular function: transcription corepressor activity. The record is from RefSeq and is a predicted model, not a curated record.
UUGAAAGUUAUCAAUUAUUACAAUCAAAAUUACCUAAAUGCUAGUGAUGUUAUCACUCUUGUUGAACCAUUAAUAGAAGAUAAAGAGAACAUGGCUGCUUUCAAAUCAUUUAUUAAAUAUGAAGAGGUUGUGUUAGAAACCGAAGCAACUAGAUAUAAAGGAUUAGAAAAGAUAGGAUCAUACAAGAUACUUCCAAUAGAGAUCACUUUAGAUUCCUCUAUACCCCUCUUUAAGGAAGUACUCAACUGUACCUGUGUUUCUGUAUCUACACAUGAGUCGGAAGAUGACACGUAUGUUUUUAGACAUAAAAACCAUUCCGAAGAUCUUCUCACCCGUAUUGUAGAUGAACGAUCGGAGGCUGAUUUAGUUAUGGAUCGCCUAAAGUAUUUAAUCAUUAAACUUGAGGAAAUCUAUGAAUCAGUUGAAGAUGUUGAACUUGCUCCUAACGACAUUCAAAUGUCAGGUUCACUGGUCAAAGAAACAUUGAAGAAUGUGUAUGAUACCAAAUGCCCCGAAAUUCUUGAGUCCAUUCUUAUCAAUCCUAAGAAGGCUAUUCCUGUGGUUCUUAAGAGAUUGAACAAGGUUUUUAGGGAAAAUCUAGAACGAUUACGUGAUUUCAAAAAGUUCUGGCGGGAUAUUGCUGAAGAACAUUAUUACAAGGCCUAUGAUACUAAAGGCGUGCUGUAUCGUUCCCAGGAGAAGAACUAUCUUUCAUUAAGAAACGUUGAAUGCGAGUCUCACAGCCCCUUAUCUUUCGACGUGAAAGAUUUUGAAUUGUUAAGCAAUAUACGAAAUUUUUUUAGUGUUUUUGCUAAAAGUCACGCAUCUAACAGUUUUAGAAAGCCAGCCGUUGAAGCCCAGCUUCAAGUUUUUGAUUCACUCCUUGAGGAACUGUACAAGGAGUCCACAUCUAAAAUAACGAAUUUUAAUACCUAUGCAUUGUACUAUUAUCUUCUCAUGCUUUAUACUCGUCUUGAGGAAAUAAAGAAAUUAAAACUAGAGCCUAUUUCCUCUAAUCCAGUAACUGUGUCUAUCUCUCUUCAGGAAGAAUAUCACAUUGAAGAUCGAUAUGCAGAGAUAUUAAAAGCAGCCGAAGAGCUCAUGAAUAAGCAACUUGAUGCAGAUAGAUUUGAGGAGAUUGUAAGAAGAAUGACUGAUAGUAUGGGAUACAAACUGUAUAAUUUUAAGAAAAUAGUAUCAAAAAUAGAGAGACAGGUUAAUAGUCUUAUUGAGGGAAAUACAGAAGAAGUACAGGAUGAAGAGGGAGAACAAGCCAAUUAUUCCAUAGUAAAAGCCGGAAGUAUUGUAACAAUUCGUAGGGUUGAAGAUAGUGCUAUUGAAGAAGUUUCAACAAAUAAAAAUUGA